This is a messenger RNA of Haliotis rufescens (red abalone), 1700 nucleotides long. Its product is annotated as TM2 domain-containing protein CG10795-like. Lineage: Eukaryota; Metazoa; Mollusca; Gastropoda; Lepetellida; Haliotidae. The transcript is spliced from 6 exons. The record is from RefSeq and is a predicted model, not a curated record. The coding region runs from base 220 to 795 and encodes 191 amino acids.
UUAUUGAUUUUGAACGAUAUUCCUAAUUUGUUUUAGUUGCCUUAUUAUGCAUGUUUUUGAAAACGUUAUCAUUGCUAGAAUUGUCCUCUUGGACAGAACUAUAGUUUUCCACGGUUUAACAUCCGGCGGUGUUGUUUGGCCUCCCCAUGUUUACCUUUCACAAAUGACAGUUUCUUGUAAUAUUUUUCUGUAAAGUCAACAGCACGAGCAUAUUUCCACAUGUACCGGUACCAGGUUACUCUUUCCAUCGCAUUAGUGUUGUUAUACUGUGUGACAGAAACAUCGAGUGAAAAUAGAAAGGGACAAUCACCCUGUGAUCAGCUACUGUUGGGACAGUACCUAUGUGAUGACCCUGAGAUUGACCCCGAAACCCAGCAGGCACAGGGAUGUAACCCAAAAAACAGGACAGUUCCAGUUACCUGUCGGCCAGCUGUAGACAUCACUUGUAUUCAUAAUGGCACUCCACGUAAUAGCACCGUGGGUUUCAAGAAGGAUGUCCCAUGCAACUGGACAAAUGGACACAAGUUUGAGACUGCCCUCCUGUUGUCCAUAUUCCUGGGGAUGUUUGGUAUUGACAGGUUCUACCUUGGCUACCCAGCUAUAGGCUUGGUGAAGUUUGCCACCCUGGGUUUUAUGUUCCUGGGUCAGCUGAUAGACAUUCUGCUCAUAGCAACACAGGUAGUGAAGCCCUCGGACGGGUCAGAGUAUGUGAUAGACUACUACGGCGCAGCAACCACGCGGGUGAUGAUGGACAAUGAAACCCGGCUCCGUGUACAGAUAGAUGGAGGCUUAUGAUGGAAGACCUUGAGAUCACACAACUGAUGAGGCCCCCAGUACCUCAUGCUUGCAGUAGGGUGGUUGGAAUGAAAAAAUUUGAAAAUCUGCUUAAAUACUGUAUUUCUAAUGAAGAGCCGGGAUUUUAUUAAUUUCAGUUGACGUCAGACCCAGCCAAUAUUUGAGUCAUCUCUUAUAGACUGGACUCUUAUUCCUUUUGUAACUGGGAUGAGAACGUCGGCUUUGUUCAGUAUACUUUAUGGUAUUCAGUGUCAUGAGGAGAAAUCAUUAGCUGCAGAUGACCAGGCCAGGCCUUUAUAAGAACUCCAGUCUCAUUCCAAAACCUUCCUCCGAGAUGCAGCCCUUUAUAGAGCUCGGCUCAUAAUAGAUAGCAGGUACUUGAUAGAGACCAGGCUCUUCUUAGAGGUCGGCUCUUUAUAGAGAUCAGGCUCUUCUUAGAGGUCGGCUCUUUACAGAGAUCAGGUUCUUCUUAGAGGUUGGCUCUUUACAGAGAUCAGGCUCUUCUUAGAGGUCGGCUCUUUACAGAGAUCAGGCUCUUCUUAGAGGUCGGCUCUUUAUAGAGAUCAGGCUCUUCUUAGAGGUCGGCUCUUUACAGAGAUCAGGUUCUUCUUAGAGGUUGGCUCUUUAUAGAGAUCAGGCUCUUCUUAGAGGUCGGCUCUUUAUAGAGAUCAGGCUCUUCUUAGAGGUCGGCUCUUUACAGAGAUCAGGCUCUUCUUAGAGGUCGGCUCUUUAUAGAGAUCAGGCUCUUCUUAGAGGUCGGCUCUUUAUAGAGAUCAGGCUCUUCUUAGAGGUCGGCUCUUUACAGAGAUCAGGCUCUUCUUAGAGGUCGGCUCUUUAUAGAGAUCAGGCUCUUCUUAGAGGUCGGCUCUUUAUAGAGAUCAGGCUCUUCUUAGAGGUCGGCUCUU